This is a messenger RNA of Telopea speciosissima, 1568 nucleotides long. Its product is annotated as IAA-amino acid hydrolase ILR1-like 4. Gene Ontology annotation, cellular component: endoplasmic reticulum. The record is from RefSeq and is a predicted model, not a curated record. The transcript is spliced from 5 exons. Gene Ontology annotation, biological process: auxin metabolic process. Lineage: Eukaryota; Viridiplantae; Streptophyta; Magnoliopsida; Proteales; Proteaceae. Bases 79 to 1374 code for a protein of 431 amino acids. Gene Ontology annotation, molecular function: IAA-Ala conjugate hydrolase activity.
CUUUUCAUUUUUUUUAUUCCUUCUGCUCUCCAUUAAAAUGGAAGAAGGGACUGGUUGCACCCACUUCUUCUCAUUACAAUGGGGUUUCUCCCUCAAGUUCUGUUGUUCUCCGCUUUAAUUCUUCACUCAUGGGCACUCGAAAGCGAACCUGGAUUGGAAAUGAAGCUCCUCAGCCAGGAACUGUUGGAAUCGGCAAGGGAGACUCAGUUCCUGAAUUGGUUGAAAGGGGUUCGAAGGACAAUCCACCAGUACCCAGAGAUCGGCUUCCAGGAGCAUAAAACUAGUGAAUUCAUCAGGUCAGAGCUCGAAAAGCUCGGAAUCGAAUACUCAUGGCCAGUGGCGAAAACAGGGGUGGUAGCAUCUAUCGGAUCUGGUGAGCACCCUUGGUUCGGUCUCAGAGCAGACAUGGAUGCCCUUCCAUUACAGGAAUUGACAGAGUGGGAGUACAAGAGCAAGAUUGAUGGUAAGAUGCACGCCUGCGGCCACGAUGCCCAUGUCACCAUGCUCAUCGGUGCCGCUAAGUUGCUCCAAAGUCGAAAACAUCAAUUGAAGGGCACCGUCAAACUUGUUUUCCAACCAGCAGAGGAGGGUUUAGGAGGUGCUUAUCAUAUCUUACAAGAAGGCGUUCUUGACAACAUUCAAUCUAUCUUUGGGUUGCACGUCGCACCCGAGUUGCCUACUGGAACCAUUGGUUCGAGACCUGGUCCAAUAAUGGCCGCCUCCGGCCGCUUCUUGGCUGUAAUUUUCGGAAAAGGUGGUCACGCGGCAGCUCCUCACAAAACUAGAGACCCAAUUCUUGCGGCGUCCCUUGCGAUCCAAUCGCUGCAACAAAUCGUUUCUCGAGAGAUAGAUCCUCUUGAAAGUGGGGUAGUCUCAAUCGGAUUUAUACAGGGCGGCCAAGCAGAAAAUGUUAUCCCAGAGAUUGUGAGUUUUGGAGGAACUUUCAGGAGCAUGAGCACUGAAGGUAUCUCUCGCCUUCGGAAUCGAAUCAAAGAGAUCAUAGAGAUGCAGGCAGAAGUACAUCAGUGUAAGGCUACUGUGGAUUUCAUGGACAAGAAACUCAUUCCAUAUCCACCAAAUGUGAAUGAUGAGGCAGCAUACGAGCACGCGAGGAGGGUUGGGCAGAACCUACUUGGGGAAGCCAAUGUGAACUUGAGUCCCAUGAUGAUGGGUGCGGAGGACUUCAGCUUCUAUUCUCAGAAGAUGACUACUGCAUUUUUCUUCAUUGGAAUAAACAAUGACACUCAAAAGCCAUAUCAACCACUGCACUCCCAACACUUCGUUCUUGAUGAGGAGGUCCUCCCCAUUGGAGCAGCUCUCCAUGCUGCUGUUGCUAUGACUUAUUUAGACAGCCAAGCUCAAGUUAUUGGUUAAGAUGUCUAUGUUGAAAAGGGAGAGAGCAAAAGUUGUUACUUGUCUUCAAGUAUCAAAUACAAAGCGGGUACAGAUCAGUUAGGGUCCCUCCCAGAAGAAGAGAUUUAUGAUCAGCUAUAAGGGAAUCUGUGAGUCUGGAACAAUACAACACACAAAUAGAAUAAUAACUCUCCUUGUAUAUCAAGUAUCUGAAA